GCGAUACUCUGCAGGGCAUUUCCGGUGGGGAAUGUCGGGAAGUGUAGUUUUUUUCUUUUUGUGUGUCUGUAUUGCAGCAGAGUCACUUCCUGGUCGGAUUGUAAACAGAGGGCUGAGUGCUGCUUGUUUCGGUCAGUAUAACCUCAGCCAUUAUAAUAUUAUGGCAAUACCUGGACACAGUGCAUGUUAAUACCGGUUGUGAUCAGUCCAUCAGCUUAUAAGGUAUCAUGGGAAGCUGUGCUAUGGCUGUGACUGUGAGCAGGGAUUUAUUCUCAAUAACCUGGGCUGGUGAAUUAUCAAACCUUAACAUUGGUCAACCAGUAGAGCCCCCUUCUCCCACCACUGGUGGUAGGCAAAGCAUAAUGGGAAUUGUAGUCCAUCUGUAGCUGGGGGUUGGGGGUCAUGUCUAUUAUUAGGUCCCCCUUACCUGUUCUAAAAGUUAACAACUAGAUCCCCCUUCUCCCCUAUGUGGUGGUAGCCAAAGCAUCAUGGGAGUUGUAGUCCAUCUGUAGCUGGGGGUUGGAGUUAUGUCUAUUAUUAGGUCCCCCCUACCUGUUCUAAAACAUCACAUUACAAGUUAUCAACAACUAGAUCCCCCUUCUCCCCUAUGUGGUGGUAGGCAAAGCAUCAUUGGAAUUGUAGUCCAUCUGUAGCUGGGGGUUGGGGGUCAUGUCUAUUAUUAGGUCCUCCUUACCUGUUCUAAAAGUUAACAACUAGAUCCCCCUUCUCCCCUAUGUGGUGGUAGCCAAAGCAUCAUGGGAGUUGUAGUCCAUCUGUAGCUGGGGGUUGGAGUUAUGUCUAUUAUUAGGUCCCCCCCUACCUGUUCUAAAACAUCACAUUACAAGUUAUCAACAACUAGAUCCCCCUUCUCCCCUAUGUGGUGGUAGGCAAAGCAUCAUGGGAAUUGUAGUCCAUCUGUAGCUGGGGGUUGGGGGUCAUGUCUAUUAUUAGGUCCUCCUUACCUGUUCUAAAAGUUAACAACUAGAUCCCCCUUCUCCCCUAUGUGGUGGUAGCCAAAGCAUCAUGGGAGUUGUAGUCCAUCUGUAGCUGGGGGUUGGAGUCAUGUUGACUAUUAGGUCCCCACCCCCACACCUGUUCUAAAACAUCACAUUACAAGUUAUCAACAUUUAGAUACCCCUCACCCUAUCACCCCACUGGUGGUAGCCAAAGCAUCAUGGGAAUUGAAGUCCAUCUGUAGCUGGGGGUUGGAGUCAUGUCAAAUAUUAGGUCACCCCCCUGUUCUAAUAUGUCACAUUACAAGGCAGGGACACGGUGAUGCAGAUGCAGUUCAGUUUUCAAAUUCCCAAUUUGCACCAAUUGAAUUACUGGGACAAUUUUUUUCUUUUGAGGAGAAAAUAUCUGCCUACAACUGCAGUCUACCUCCAUCAUGGCAUAAUGUGUUUAAAAGGAGAUCUAUUUAAUAAUGGCUAUUCUGAGUCUUUUUCUAUUGCCCAUAUCAGCACAAAUUUCUACCAGAUUUAGUAGUUGCUUUUUUGUGUGUGUGUGUGUGUGUUUAAUUUUAAUUGGGGAUUACACACCAUGUUCAUCAGACACCCAGUAUUUUUCCAUUCUAUGAAUCUCCUGGCUACAGCUUUUCCAAGGUUUUGGAGAGCCUUUAGUGUCAGUUACUGUCUUCAUCCCCAGAGAUGCUUUGAUGAAGUAACACUAUCUGCGUCACCAUAGUGAUCAACGUAAAACUUUGAUGCUAUUUCUUUUUUUUUUUCUUUUUUUUUAUUCUUUAUUUUUGUUGUGCGUAAGUUUAUAACAAUUGCUUGUGAGGUACCCCAACGGCAAUCCUCUAGCACAUUUCAAACAUUGUAACGUGAAGGUACAGGAAAAUUCUAGCACAGGUUUUUAUAUAUAUAUAUAUAUAUAUAUAUAUAUAUAUAUAUAUAUGUGUGGUUAAGUCGAGUAUUAAACAACAUGUGUUGUAGUAGCUUAGUCUCUUCUAUGACAUAAUAGCAACAAUGCGUAAUAGUAUGGUUAGGGUGUGAAUUGACAUAAGCCUACAUACAUUUAUACAGUCUAAUAGGUGUACGUACAGGCAAGCCCUCAUUUUCUCUAUAGACUUUAAACAGGCUGGGGUUGCUAUAUUAUUCCACGCCAACUAGUAAAAUAGUGCCUAUUAGUUGAGCAUUUACAUAGUAAUAGUUAACGAUCUAACACAUGCUUAACUUGGGUCUAGAUCUAGGUUCUGAGUGGAAUCAAUUGCUUAUCCACAUAGAUUUCGCGUGGAACAUUAAAUGGGUGUCAGGUUUAAGCACCAUCUGAGGCUACCAAGUAAUUUGGCAUAGGUUAGGCAUCUUAUGUUAUUCAGGGUAAACUCGAUGGUUAUACAGGCAGCUCUAACUAGAUAUAAUAUUAAGUAAAAUAAUAAAGUAGAUUAGUAACAGUGGAGUUUACAUUGAUAUUUGUACUAUUUUUGGUUAGCGUAUGAAGACUUGUUCAACAGAGAUUAAUGGCAGGCACUAGCUGUGAGUCAUAAAAUAUUUGGUAACUAACUGUGCGUUGGUAUGUUAAGAGCAGGUAGCAGUAGCUUGCCAAUAUUGUCUGCCUGGGUAUCAACAGCUGGAAUAUAGCAGUAAGUCCUGAGGGGGGGCACGGGUACCUCGCUCGGGAGCACGUGGCACUGUCAGCCGAUGCCCCAGCUUGGUAGGUCCGUAUCGUCCCUGGGGUUCAUCGGUCGCUGUCCUUGCUGCCUCGCCGUGCAGAGUUCCGCCUGUCUGGUGCGGAUGAGGACAUCCAGGCAGUCACUCAAGGCAGCAGCGGUGAGGAGGGAGUUCUUCCCUUGAUCUAGUACCGGGAUGAGAGUCUUGUCGCUGCAUGCUCGGCAACCUCCUGUUGUCGGCUGUCGUCCAGGCUUGGUCCUCACGCCAGAGUUCCGUCCCAUUAGUGUAGAGCCGCGGUGUCUCGGUUGCGGGAAUUCUCUCCUGCCCCAGAGCUGUGGGAGAGCUGGCGCUCAUAGGCCACGAGCCUGGGAACCUUCAUGGUCCAGGGUCGGCCCUUUCGGGGUGGUGCCGGGAUUUAGAUCGGGUCGCUUGGGUGUUCGUCUUGCCUCUCUCCGCUUGUGUGGCCAGCGCCUCUGGGGGACUCCCCUUCUUGCUCUCAGCUCGGGAGGGCCUACGAUGUGGGGUUUUGAUGCCAGGGUCUGAAAGUUGCCCUGAGGAGGACUCCCAUGCUCCCAUCCGCCAAUUGCUCUUACCCUCAUGGGUGAUGUUUGGCAGGGCCCUGCGGGCUGUAAGCGUGUCUGUAAUUUGGCCCAGAAGCGGUCAAAGAUUAUUGUGAUGGGAUCUUUUGCGUGGUCCCCGGCGUCCUCUGCAUCCGGAGGUCGCUGUCGCUUGUCAGACACUGUCGUGUCGGAGUGAUCCGCCAUCUUGGGCACUCCCGUCCCCUCGCUUCUUAUGGAGAUCUUUAUGUUUGUCUGUUGGUGCAGGGUUCGGGAUAGCCCGCCAGGCGGGGACCGGGAUAACCCCCACCGGUCCAUAGGGGGGGGGGGGGUGUGUGUGUUUUGUACCCGCGUGCCGCAGUUGGAAUCCAGCGGGAAGGCGGCCGUCCUUCCCCCCUACUUCCACUAGGCCUCAUUUUACCGCUGCGGUUCCCGGUCAAGUCAGGCUUCAGGUUAGGUACCGGCAUGUUCGUGGUUGCUUCCCCCAGCUCACAGGCAGGUUUGUGGGGAAUUCGCAGCAGUUAUUCCUCAGAUUUCUGUAGAAUUUGGGCCUACACUGCAGGAGCUCAUGCAAUGUGCGUCUUGUUAGCUUGCCUGUUCGGCUCCGCCCCCCUUGAUGCUAUUUCUAAUGCUGUCUAUUCCUAAAACAUAGCAUAUUAUUUAGUAGAUUGGCCUCAGGCUGAGUGAUAACUGUCAUAGCCAUUUACAAUGAUUACAUUCCAUGGCUAUCUGCAGCGUAGUGUCAUCACAGUGACUGGCUCCCAAAGUGAUCAGGUAACUUGGGAGCCAAUCAAAUUUUAUUCAUGAACUGCCUCACUAAUCGACAAAAACAGCGUUGUUGCAACACCUUUGGAUGUUUUAGUGCACAGUGCCUCUUUUUCACUAAGCGGAUGUGUCUGUGCCCUCUUUAACUGGCAGUGGUGACAGGGUUAUCGUGGAGACUUUAAGGGAGUUUUAGACCAUAAUAGCUAAAUUGGAACAAAUCUCCGAGGCCAAAACAAUUAUGAUUAAUUUGGCCUUUAUUAUAUCUGGAAAAAAUUACAAGUAAAUUAAUGAUCACUGCAAAACAGACACCAAAAGUUAGCAGUGCCAAGGAUAUCCAUUUCUAGUAUUGUACAGAAAAAGAAAAUUGUGUAACAUACAUAGACAAAAGAAGAUUCUCGUGUAUGUCCAGACUGUAGCUUAUAUGAGUGUAAAAACGUAAAAGAAACAUAGGACAAUAUGCAUGAAUUAAGAUGAUGAGUGUGAGAACUACAAAAUAGUGCCUACUCGUGGAUGAAUGAGCUAAACCUAGUUCAUAUAUGCAUGCCUGGGUGUUAUCAUUUCCCCCAGGGAUACAUUUCAGUCCUCUCAGGGUCUGUGUUGUGGUGGAACAUUGUCCCAGGGAAAUAUAGGUAUCCCUAGCCUACUUACACUUUGGGGAGCAAAAGGAACAUUGGUGGUAUAGUCAGGGAAUCUAAACCGGAGAUCAAUGCAUCUUCCACAGCAACAGAUAACAUGCAUUUUUUUAAAUAAUUUGCUAUUCUUCUAAUCCUGACAUUUGACUUAAAGUUUGCAGUCUACUUGUCAGUCCUCCACAUUUUUCUGUGUGGUGUGUUACCUAUGGAUAAACAAGCCAAUACAAUAUUUUUGUUUGCACUUCUCUUAUACAAGCAAUGGGGCAAUAUACAAGGAACAAACAUGUGCCUUUUGCGAUAGAUAUGCUAUCCAUUGCCGUGGAUCCUAUCUAUUUACGUAGUGUUUAUCCACUGGCCAGUUCAUUUCACAGGGGACAUAAACCACUGAAAUGUAAGCUGGGAUGUAUAAAGCGCAUGUCCUUUUACGUAGUGGGUUUGAUGUUCUUUUGAUACUUGGAUGCCUGGUUAUAUUAUAAGGUCUUUAGUGAUGGAGUCACAUGACAUACUGCUUUAGUGUACAGUGUCCUGACUUUGGCAGGGUUAUUCUGUAAAAUAUCAGUGUGAAUUCAAAUUUUAGACAAUAUCCAGAUUUAUUAAAGUUGGCUAUGUUUUCACUUUUGCUUUUUUGGAUUAUAAUGUUCAAUUCCCCAAAAUGUGCUCUUUAUAUAGGAUCCCUGUAAGUUCGACCUUUUUGUUUGCAGUAACACCUUCUGCUGUGUCUUUUAGUCUGAUUGCAUAAGCUUUCAGCAUGAUUUCUCAGGUAUACACCAAAAGAGUGUAGUAAGAUACCGUUCUGUUUAAAGGAAUGUCUGCCAGUAUUGGUUUGUGAGUGCGGGGGGGAGUCACGAAAUGGAAACUUCAUUAGGUUCACAGCCUGAUGUUAUGUUAUGUCUUAGUAGCUAGCGUUGUCGCUGAUUGAUUUUAUUGGUGUCAGACCCUGGAGCCAUGAGAAUGUGUUAGCUGCAGACUCUGAACCUGAUUAUCUAUUGUGUUCUUUUUCUGUGGCCUUGAUCAGUAUUUUGGUUUUCAACGGAGCUCCAUUAAUAAUUUUUUUUCUUUCCCUAGAAAUCCAAGGACCAAGCACUACAUAUCUCUAAUGAUGUCUGAGCUUCACAUCUGUGUUCAACUGGCAGACCAGACCCCAUACCUCAAAUCUGUCGUGCAUCUCCCAGGACAAAGCUCCACCAUGGGACACAAAGUAUCAGCUGUUAAACAGCUCAUAGCGGCCACAAUGCCAGAGUCAUUAUCCAACCCUGAACUGAUUGGUGAGUUGCCUCUUUAUCACAUGACCUUGCUGUGACCUAAACUCUCCCUACUUCAUUGUGCACUCCCUGGCAUAGUUGGUGUAUAUCACAGUGCUUUAGGAGAGUUACUAGGGCUAUUCAAAAUGUUAGAAUAAACUCUCUGCUCUUGUUAAUCCCCUCCAUGUACCUGGUGGAGAAUACAUUGAUAGACCAUUAUGCUAAAACACAUCUUAAUGCAAAUCUCUACCUUCUCUUGCAACCUUCUGCUGUGACUUGUCCACUGAACACUCUUGCAUUAGAAAUCAUUGAAAAGGAUUGUCAUAUACACAUGCAUCCCUAAUCCUACCUUGUGUACACGAAGUCAUAGAAUACUGUUGUAACUAUUAUAGUCUCGACAAUACUUGUAGUGUUCAUUUAAGGUAAUAAUGGACAGUUGGAAAGAGUACCUAGUGUCCAUUCACAUCUUGAUAAUUUAUUUUCAAUAAAUUAUCUAUGGGGGGGGGGGGUGGUGUUUGUAUUUCAUGACCUAAAAAGAGCUGUUUUUUUUUUUCUUUAAUGGUUGGUGGUGAGAGUACAGAAGGAGCUACCAGAAAGGUGACAUUUCCUCUUUAGUAUCUACAAACCAUACUGCCUCAGCUCACAAUGUGCUGUUUCCUCAGCUUUUUUAAACAUCCUCAGUGUACCCGUCGCCGUAUUUGCAUUACAGUCUCUGUAUACUUUUGUAAACAGUGCACCCAGCAAAUUCACACAAUCUGCUCGGCAAAUAGAUCAAUUCCACUGUGCCAUAAAUAGGCAAUCACAUUUCCACAUUGUGCAGUCUACUAUACUGUACAUCCACAUACUGAACAGUAAGGAAGUAUAAAAGAAACAGGUCAAUGUAGUUGUACAGCCUCCUCUUUGUGUUUUCUGCUUUGUACUGUUCCCACAACUGAGCUGUCAUUAACUCAUUGGUAUUUUUUUUAAUGUUCCCACUCAGAUCUCAUACACUGUGGCCGGAGGCUUAGGGAUGAUCAGACUUUAGAAUACUAUGGUGUCCAAUCAGGAAGUACUGUGCAUGUCCUGCGGAGAGCGUGGUCAGAACCGUCACCCAGGCCAGGUAUAUGGCAAUCUCUAUGUUGUAAACAUAAACUGGCUUCCAGGCUAAUCCUUAAGUUAACUUUUUUUUUUGUAUGUACCGAAUACAAAGCUAUAGCCUCUUUACCAGCAACAUUUUCUGAUGUUCCAUUGUAACCUGUGGAUUUGAUUUUAAUAUAUUGUCAAAAUUAAAUUGUGUAGAGCCACUAGAGCUUUUAUCUCCUAUUGUCAUAUGCUAUAUGCCUCUUCACCAAGAAAUUGUAACUUUUACUUUAGUAUUUUUGCCUGAUACUUUUUUUUUUUCUUAGCAAACAUGUUGUAGAAAGUAACAUAAUAUCCAAAUUUCUAAAAAAAAAAAACUCCCACUGUUGAUAAAUAGGGCAGACCCAUAAACCCUGCAUUUCAGGGGGAGGGCUCUGCUUGUUUUAAACGGCUUGAAAACUGUUUGACACAGAACCAGGUGUCAGUGCCAGGUGAAUGCGGGCACUAGAUCCACUACAAUGGGCUACAGUGGUUAUGGCACCUAGAGUGCUCCUUUAAAAGCCUACCAGCGAAGUUGCUUAUUGAGUACGUCUCAGUUAAUCAGGGUCUUUGUUGGUGUUUAGAUUUGUUAAUCAUUUAUGGUUUAUCCCCAUGAAAGAAAACUAAUGAGAGCAGAUGUAUUUCUAGCAUGACCCUUGUUCCCAUUUACGGCAGCUGAGUAGUCAGUCACCCAACCUCUGUGACUCUAAAUUAGGUUUAACCGUUGGUAUUUGCAUAAUUGUGUCAUACCUACUAGUUCCCACCCACAAUAAGUGAUGCUUCUAAACUAGUUACAUAGUAUGAUCAGAUCCUGCUCUUGUAACCUAUUCUUUAUUUCAUUCAGAGCCUGUAGAUAAAAUUGCCGCUGCCCGAGAGUUCCGUGCUCUACACACAGCCCUCCACACAAGCUCGGCCUACCGAGAUGCGGUGAGUAUCCCAUCUACAGCUUGUGUUUAGAUUUAUUUAACUCAAAAGAUCAGUGGAACAGAACACACAAAACAAGCAUAGGUUUAUUUGCUAAACAUUCAAUUGCAGCAGAGAAUUGAAAACUUAAUUGCAAAAUUUAGGUUGAAAUAUUUAGGCUGUGACCAGUUGAGUUGGAAUGUUUUCUCACAUUCAUCCUUUUUGCCCAAAUAUUGCAAUUUAGCUUUUCAUUCAUUACAAUUCUGUUUUUAGAGAAUAAACUGAUAUGUACGAGUAUAUUAUUAUGUGUAAGAUAUAAAAAAAAAUAUAAAUAGUCUAUUCCACCAAGGGGUUUAAACUCUUCAAUAUGAUAAAAUCUACUUCAAAAAAGGAAAAAUAUACAAAAUAUACAAAGUGAAUAAAUGCGCUAUUUACCACCUUAGCAAUAUUUCAUGGACAUUAGAAGUGUAAAACAAGAAAGCUCUACACUAAAAGAAUUUCACAUAAUAUAAGAAUAUACAUUUAUAUCUAUGUGUAGUAACCACUUUUUGUCACUAGGGGUCUUAGUCGUCACAAAUCUUAUAUGUAGACUUAUGCAUAACACUCAGGCAAAGUUAACUGUCACAAAUCCUGUCCUUCUUAUUGAAACAGAAGCCUUUGUUAUGAAGGCUGAAAUUAAGGGGAAUUAUUUGAGAUGUUUAAAGUGGCUUUGUCACCAUUGGGGGCCUUUGCAUAUCUUGGUGUGUGUGGUGACCCUGAGGUGAUGUGAAGGGGAGUUAUACUUUCCUAAUGAUUUCCUCAGCAGAUGCCAUCAUUGAUCUUCACCUCCUGGAGUUUCAUCCUCCAGGAGCCAACAUCAUUGGUGUACUCUCACACAUGCGCAAGAGUACAAUACUGAUGUCUAUGGAGGAUCCUGCGAGCCUCCAUAGAUAUUAUCUUAUAAUGAGCAAGAUAAUGCUUUAUUCCAACAACCGUCGCUUAAUCUCUCGAGGCGUGAAACGCGUUACACUUCCUAGAUGCUGCUCCUUGACACUUAAUCACCAAGUUGAACCCCUGCAGUGUUUAUUUUUUUUUUUUCCAACUGUGUUCAAAUAAAAAUAAACAUACUUAUUUUUCUCAAGCUGUUUUAUGAAUGGAGAGCUAAGAAAUGGCUUAGAGCGUCAGCUGACUCUUUCAGCCAAUCAACAGCGCCCCUAUCCGACAUGACAUGACAAAUACAGUGUUUCUUUGAGAACAAGCAUAAUCUAUACAUAUUCAGCCAGAUUCAGAAAUAAUCAGAAAAAAACUUGUAACUUGCAGUUUGCUGGCUUGAGUUUUAAUUCUGUGCAAAUCUGGAAUGGACAUUGCAUGCACUUUAUAUCAGAUGGUGUGAUACUGUCCAUGCAGAUUAUCCAUUCUGGAUUAUUAAUCUGUAAUUAUGUGAGGGGGGGUUGUGUUUAUUUUAAUACAGAUGUUUUACUCGUUUGAGCAGGGCCUUCUCUAAUUCUUGUCAUAUGCCGUAUGUAAAUUAGUUGUCAAAUAAUAAGUUAUAAUUGUAAAGCUCUGUAGAGUAUGCUGAGGCUAUAUAAAUGAUGAUAAUAUUAAUAAUGCUCUAUUAGUUUUUAUGCCAGUAAUAAAGCAGAACUUGCCCUUGUGUAGUGGCAUUUCCUAAUCAUUACCAGCUGAAGCCACUGGGUGGCAGUAUAAUACUGUUGAAUGUGUUUAAAGAUUAAUUCUUUUUGUAAAUUAAACUUUAUAUGUAUCCGAGUAGUGGCUGGGGCAGUGGUGGCUGGUGGCUUUUCAAGUUGGUGGGGCACCUGACUGGUUACAUGUAUUUGACGCUGUCCCUAAAUGUUUUUAAUCAUGAAUAGGAAUUUGUCUGUAUUACGCUUCUACCUGCAAAAUAUGUGGACAACCCCAUAUAUGGGGAAUAAAGCAUAUAGAUGUAUUCUUCUUAAUGGGUAAAAUAAGUAGUCUAAAAAAAUUCAAAUUGACGUGUAAUACAUAGUUUAGCCACAAGAUGCCGCCAAAUUAUUACAUUUAUUUAUAUUAUUGAGAUGAUGGCAUUUAGCAAGCAGAAGAAAUCACCAACAUGCAUCUGUUUAACUUAUAAGAAUUAUACAUCAUAGUUAUCAUAAGCUGAGCUGGCACAUUGAAAACAGCUCUUUUUAUCAGUAAGUCAUGUAAAUGAAUGACGCGAGAAGAUAAUUUAUUACACAAAAUAAACUGGCAACAAUAAAUGCACUAAAUGCAAGAAAGACGUGAAUAUUUGUAUAAGGUAAAAUAAUUGCCAGCCAUAGCGGUGUUAAAAGGCAUAUUUAGUUACGUAGAUACAGUGCAUUGAAACACAGAAGUAUACCAGUAUACUAAAAUUUGAGUGCACUAAAGAAAAUAUCAACAACGCUCUGCUCUUGACCAUGUUCUGAUUGUGGUCACCCUACACCCAGGCUAGGAAUAAAAGUAAUAGAAGUACAGUAGAGAGACACCAUCCCAUUCAUCAAGAGCCAUUUACACCACCGGUCUCAGGCCUCAGCGAGAGCCUGUAUGCAAUGUCCACUGAUCCGGCUUGCUCCUGUCGCCCAGAUCAGCAUCUCUGAAAGGUAAUGUCAGUUGUUGGCCGUUGUGUUCCAUGCAAGGGAAUGGGUUGCAUCUCGGGAGUUCCCCGUCCCCAUUGCAGGCUCGCAGCCAGAGUAUGUGGUAGUUGGCAAUAGACCUCCAGGAAUUACGAUUGAAACACGACUUGUCUUUCCAGGACUCCCAGAGAGAGUGGGUAUAGAGGCUAUGACCUUUAUAUGAACAAGAUCUUUAGAUGUUCGAGGAAUACUCUGCAGUGACUUAGGUAGGUCAUGAACGAGUUCCUGUGUCUCUGUCAACUGCAGACAUCUGCUUAAUUUCAGCCAAAAUGCAUUGAAUAGUGAGACAGAGCUCCCAUACUCCUACUGAGUAUCUCUGCCCUGUCUGCUUCCUAGCCGCUUUCAGGGACACUGGAAUGUUUCAGCCCCAGUUGCCGAAGCUUGACUGGGGUCUCUCAGGAACUCUUCCACCCGACCAGCCUGUAGCUUUCUCCUUCCAAAUAGGUGUCGUCCCCUCUGCCUGUUCCUCUUCAACUCCUUUCCCAGGCAGGUAUCCACACCUAUCCCAUAAACUGUGAUCAACUACUGCUUUUCCAAAGUCAGCAGGCUGAUAAUGGCCUCUGUCUGAUUUCGGCUUAUUCUACAGUAUGUGGUGAGUGGAAUUCCGGUCAGAGGGUAAUCCAGCAUGUAAUUAAGAUUUAUAGGGAUUUUCCAUUCCUGUGAUCCUUGGUUUAUCAGUUUAUAGGGCUAGAAAAGUCUUGAGAUCAUCCUUAUAAGCUCUCAUUGGUGAAGCCCUCUUCCAGCCUGGUAGGGGUCUGCCUGUUGCUUCUGCUUACAAUGUAGAAACAAGAGGGAUCCCCCCUUCCUCCAGCCGGGAAAUGCAAAUAGUGUAGAUAUGAAUGCAGGUGUAUGUGAAGUCAUUAACUUUAUUUUCUUUAAUUCUAUAAAAACGGGGGUCAAUUGGCCUUGAUCUGUCCCUCAAACAAAGAAAUGGAUGGGUGUCAGAGCCUCAUCCUCGAAACUCUUUUUAGAUUUUCUUUAUUUAAUUAAAUGUGUAAAAAAAAUUUCUCAAUCAUUUUUUGUUAACAGUCGAUUCCAUCUGCCUUAAUUCCCAACUAACCACUGGAUAAGGUAGAGAAAGGCAUAUCCGUAGCUUGGUUCUGGUAAUGUCCUACCAGUUACUGUCCAAUGACCAUACAUGUACAUUCAGUUGUUUAAUGUUGCGACUGAUGCCUAAUGAUUUUAACUGCCUCCAAAACCCCCUAGCUUGUCCAAGGUAAUUUUUGCAGUAUUGGGUUUGUGAGCCAUGAAUGUGUACCAAGAUUGUAAAACCUUGAUCUUUGUGGAAUGUUUAGUCUUGUGUUCCUUACGAAUCCUUGUGAAUAUUUGAAACCGUACAGUCUCCGACCAACCAGUUACUGUGUAGAAUUACAAUAAAUACAUUGUAUAUCAUUCUCCUCUAAUAUUCUCAUUUGUUUAGGUAUUCAAGCUUCUGGGUAGCCGGGAGUCCCUGGAACAGAUAGUUGUGGCCACUCCAGGCCUGAGCUCUGACUCUGUGGCUAUGGGUGAGUAGGAUCAUUAAAGGAGGGAGACAAGUCAUGACUUGUGUAGGUUAGGAUGAAAUCUCACUGGGAAAACAGAAUGAGAACUGUCACAUGAAACCAUGGGUAAAAAAAUAGCAGAUGAAAGAAAUGAAAUAGGGGAUUUCACAGAACAUGUGGUUGUGGGUUUGAGGAUCAAUGGCAGCCUAUGCCGUCAUAAAAAUAUAUUCUUUAAAGGGAUUCUCUAGGUUAAAAGUGACCAGCAUGUGUUUCAAACAUAUGCAAAAAUAUUUAUACUUUAAAUAAAUAAGAUGCUAAACUUAAACAUAGCUAAAACUGCUGCAGGCCAGGACAAGGGAGUGUUUGUUAGUGGCUGGCAGCAAUUCUGUUUAUAGGAUGAUUGGAACUGCUAGAUAAGCUUAUAUCAGUCUUUAUUUGGUCUUUAAGGGGUUAAGAAAGCUUGGGAUAUGUGCCAACUAAAUAUCAAUAUCUUAGUCACUUUCCCCUUCUACAGGCGUUCUACAGGAUAAAGAUCUCUUCACUGUAUUUACUGACCCCACUAUGCUGGAUACGUAAGUGUAACCCUUAAAGUGUCAAUCUGUGAAAGACCUGCAGAAAGUUUUCUGAACUAUUUUACCCCCUACCCCCCAAAAAAAAAGUAAUUCUGGAACACUUGCUGUCAUGUUUCUCCCUACUAGGCUGGUCACCUCUCAUCCUGCUCUAGUUAAUGCAAUCAUAUUGAUUCUACACUCUGUCAGCGGCUCUUCUACUUUGCCAACACCAGAUUCCUCCGCACACACGGUCCCCCCUGCCACCCUGCACAUGCCAGGUAAGAAACUCAGAACCGUUGUUUGGACAGCCAGCGCACCCUGUAUGUCUCUAGUUUGUGUUCCUUCUCCUCUUGCCUGCUAUAUAUGGUCUUCCUGUAUCUACAUCCCUUUUCUUUUGUCAUAUACACUUUAUUAUUUACCUUUAAUUCUUUUGUAUGACUGUCAUACAUUGUCAUCAACCUUUUAAAAUAUAUACAAUAUAACAAAAACCCCACUUCUUCAUAAAAAUCUAAGAAUAGAUUAACUUUCCUCCUUCUAGUUCUGCCUCCCACUGUCUGAGCUAACUUUACUAAACCUUUUUACUCUAAGCUUACACGUGACUAAUAAUAUUGCCUAUAUAUAAAGUGUUUUAUUAAAAUGUCCCGUUCCUCCUGGUUAACUACAUGUGGCCUUUGUAUUACAAGACAUUUGAGCAGAGCUCUUUUCUCAUUUUGCUUGUCCGGGUUAUUCACUAGAUUGGGAAUUGUUGGGAAUUCAAACUCCAAAAACCGAAUAGGUGAAAGUCUCCAAAUUAUUUCAGUUUGACUAAAUUCAUUUUGAAUUUACUUUAAACUACUGACAAUCCGCACCUCAAUUCAUAACCCCAUGUAUUUUUGCAUUGAACAAUUAGUUUUACGAUUUGUUGAUCUGAAAUAAUUGGAAUGCUAAUGUUUUCCCCCCUCCAGGUGGGUUCCUCUUUGAUGGUCUUUCAGAUGAUGAGGAUGAUUUUCCUCAGGUAAAACCUAUUUAAUUGAAUCAUCCUAAAUUGAAAUGCUGUCUUGCAAAGCUGGCAAAUAAUUAUGGUUUUAUGUUUGCAGUUGGUUUUAAUACCAACAGGAGGAAUAUGGGUUUCUUAUAAUUACAUAGGCUGAAAAGAGUCAUGUGUCCAUCAAGUUCAGCCUUCCUCACAUUACGGACCAAGAAGUUUUUUCUCUAAAUUUGGAGAGUAGACAAACAAAUUGCUAAUUUUAGGAUAAAAGUGUGCCAAUCUGAAAACAGAAAAGCUGGGUUGGAGAAUGUUUUAGAUGAACUAAACAAUAUCUUGUGGUGUAAGUUGUUUGUCUUUAACUGUAAGUGUUUGUGAAUCUUUACUUCCUGCAUUAAAGCGGAACUGUUUUUACCCUUUUUACGGUUAUCGUUUUGCUGUAUAUAGCAGUGUAAUGUGUUUACUGGCAUGGAAUAGCAUUAAUCAUUAACAUCCAUUAUAUCUCUGCUGCCUAUACUGAUUAGGAUAUCCUGCUUGAUUUCUAUUAGGUUUACAAGGAUAUGUGGAAAUUAACAUAGAAACAUAGAAUGUGACGGCAGAUAAGAACCAUUCGGCCCAUCGAGUCUGCCCAAUUUUCUAAAUACUUUCAUUAGUCCCUGGCCUUAUCUUAUAGCUAGGAAAGCCUUAUGCCUAUCCCACGCAUGCUUAAACUCCUUAAUUAAAAGUUAAAUUGUGCCCUCAAACUGGUUCCCUCUUGAAAUCAUUAUAGAAUGGAUUGGAAGUGCAAAAUAUAGUCGAAUUAAUUUAUAUCAGAUGCAAUCUUUAGCCGUUUUGUGGUGGUAUCGCACCCCAAUAAACCUGGAAGGGGCUAACACCGUGACCAAAUUUUUGUUGCGGACAACAAGCAGUCGGGAACUUCCAUAACUGGUGGGCUUUCUGGUCUUAUGUCAAUGAGGUUGUGACUGAGAUCAACAGCGAUGACCUGGUGUUUCAGGCUGACUUUUUGCUCCUUUUUCAAACCCCUACCUCCAUAAUGGACUUCAAAUGUUCCAUGGGCUGUUGUCUGGUGUUAGCAGUCAGAUAUCUGGUAGAGCUCCACUGCCACUCUGGUUGGGUGUCCUCCUACAGGGUGUUUGUGGACAAGGUGGAGAUGCUGCAGAUACUGGAGAAAUCAAUAGCUGCCCUAAUGGAUGAGAGACACCAUUGCACUGCUUACAUUCCUAAAUGUGCCUUACCUGGACUUCUUCUUGGGGAUUCUCUUGUUCCUAUUACUUUUUUAUUUAUUUUACAAAGCUCCUCCCCCGCCCCACACACCUCCUCUGAUUCUUCUUGCCCUGACCAACGCAGCAAGUCAAAUCCUUUAGAUGUCCACAUUCCGACUGGACAACUUUACAACUUUUACUUUUUACCAAUUAUAUUGAUUCUACUUAUUAGUUUUUUGCCUAUUAUAAUGUAAUUAUACAUGUAUUUUGUUUUAUUAAUUUGGUGUCCUCCCUCUUUCCUUAAAAAAAAAAAAUCCAUUGUAUCUGUUUAGUCUCUAUAUUUAAAUUUUGAAGUGGUACACUACAGGAGUUCUUUGCAGUCUGUAAGAACAGCUUGCUAUGUCCUUGGAUUCUACAGCUAAUCUGUAUAUCUGUACUUACUGUAUUUGCUCAUUUUGGUUACAUACAGAUAUAACAAUUACAUUUAGUUUGUAAGUUUAGGAAGCUUCAGUCCUGGAAAAAUACCCAUAAGAGGAAUUUUUGUUUAUUAUUGUCACAUUUUCUACACGUGACACUGCAAGAUAUGGUAUACAUUAUAAUCUGUAAAAUGGUUAUCCCUCAAUAUUUCUGUAAAAGAUGAAUGAAUAGAUAAAACAAAUAAAAUUGUAUGUAUAUUCAUAAUUUACAUUUUAAGUAUUCCCAAACAUUAGUCAAAUUUUAUUCAUUUUCUGCUGAUGGCAAUAACUUGCUAAUGAAGAGGUUAAAAAUAAUAAUUGUCUAUCGUUUAUAUCCUGUUUGCUUAUGUAAAACGAUUUCUGCUGAAUAGAGUUUUCAUUUUCCAGUCAGCUGUGCUCCUUCCUUCCCCAUCAAUCUGAAAACAUUAGCUAGGAUUAGAUGUAAAAGCUUUCGGAUGUAAUAGGAAGGAUCAUAUAGAUCAGCUAAUUUAAACGUUUGUUUCAGUUCUGCAGAAAUAAGUACUAUGUGGUUUGUAUCAAUCUUUAAUUUAAGUAGUUAUUCUUUUUUUUUGUUUUUCUGCUCUUACCUCUCAAGGCCUCCCGUUCUGGCCCUUCAAGUAGCACAUCAGGGUCUCGCCCAGCAUCUCUAGGAUAUACAGGGGCAGCAGGUCCUCGUCCCAUCACACAAAGUGAACUGGCCACAGCUCUUGCCCUUGCCAGCACCCCAGAGAGCAGUUCACAUACUCCAACACCGGGGACACAGGUCAGAGCAAUCCCUUUUAUUAUCUGAUAUUGUUCUCGAUAAUCCACUAUUAAACCUUUAUUAAAAGAUAUUCUGUAACAGAUGUGUUGUUUCUUCUAAUCUUAAACAAAUUAUUCAUCUCAUGCUUGCUGAUUCUCCUUUAGGGUCACUCCUCGGGGACAUCCCCAAUGUCAUCCAGUGUGCAAUCAGGAACACCAAUCACAAAUGACUUGUUCAGCCAAGCCCUCCAGCAUGCCCUACAAGCAUCAAGCCAAACUUCACUACAGGUGUGUUAUCGUGUAGAUUUGGUUACUUCAUGUAGAAACUCUGUGUCAGACGUUUUAUUUUUGUACUCAUGCACUAGGCAGGUGAAAUGAAACACGCAAAUAGCAAUGGGAAUGAUUUUGUCUGUUACAUGUACCUAUAUGCAUUGUAUUGAUUAUGGUGCAAUGACCUCUCUGUACUGAGAUGCAGUAUUUUUUUUGUUUUUUCUUUUAAGCUAAAAGCAAUAACUGGCUCCUCUCCCGUGCUUAAUAGCCUCACAAAGUAAAGCAGGUUUUUCAUAGAGUUCUGUUCUGAAAAUAGAUGUAAAGAUGUGAAAGGUGAACCCAAUGAAGUUGUUAUGGUGCCUGGAGGGUUCCUUUAAAGUACAGAUCAGGCAUUAGCUGCUUACCUCGGUUUGCAGAAAUUAGAUAUGAUAGCUCUUUGAGUAGAACAGAGCAGGAGUUUCUGAGACUUAUAGUUGAGCUUUCAUAAAUAGAACUGAACUACAACUCCUAUCAAACCUUCUGGUUCAUGAUGACGGAGAAAACAUAAUUAGUAGACACUGCGGAGGGAGAGUCAGAAAAGUAGCUGUACACUGGUACGUCACGCCUCCAAACAGUCCAAGAUUUGGCACGACCAUUACAGUCUCAGUGGCCCAUUCUGCUUUCCUAAGUUUGUUAACCACAGAAGAAUCACAUUUUAGAUGUUCUGUACACUCAACCCAGAGCAAAUCAAUAAUGUCCUGCACCUUUGCAGCCCUUGCCCCUGGGCCGGCUGCCUUUUUCAAGUUCAUGCCUCAAUUUAUAGAGAGUGUACUGGUACAAGGAGCAAGGAGUAGAUCUUUUAAAAUGAGGAAUAAUAGGACAGUGGAUAGAGUUGAGAAGAAUGGUGCAAACGUUUAAAUUGUAUUUGCAAACCAUACGAAAUUUGGCAUGUGAAUAACAAAUUAUUUGGGCCAAAAUCUUUAAAAUGCAUGAAUCCAGUUGCAUUGGCACCUGGUAUGUUACUUAAGGUUAUCCUUCUUCCUAAAACAUGAUUUAAGAUGUUAGCUAAGCUAACAGAAGCGGUUGUACUAUUUUAAAUGUACAGAUUUAGUAAAGAAGGGACCUGGAUUAUCUCAUGGCCCUUCUUUCUGAAGCCCGGCAUAGCUUCAAUCGGAAUAUUAAUCAUUAAAAAUGAAUGCUAUCACAUGUGUGGUCCUUGCAUUUUACUUUCUUUUUCCCUAUUUUUUCUUUUUUAUAUAUGCUUACCUUAUGAAUUCUACCCAUCUUAUCACAGCAGAUACAGCAUUUUUUGGUCUUGUAUUUUUUUAAUAUAAAGUUCACUCACACACAUGGAAUAUCAUUUUUUUUUUUUUUUUUAUUGUUGUAUAAAUAGCAUUGAAAAAAGUUUGAAAUGCUGCAGGAUACAAUGAGGUAUACUGGAAAUCUAUCCUUGGAGGAAUAGUAUUGUUAUGCGUAUUAACAUAUAUAUUGCGUGUACCUUAUCUUAAUAUCCUCGUACAUGUUGCUAUCAGCAAUACCAAUCUAGGCUUUUAAGAACCACAGAAUAGAAAUGUAUCUCGGUUUGAUACAUUGCAACCUUAAACUUAAACUUUACGUAAACAGUAAAGUUGAUAACAUAUUUUAUAAAUAUUGGGCAAUAAUAGUAGAAUUUGCUAAACAAAUAAAUCAAAUCUUCCGAUUCAUGGCUUUUUCCCCCCCUUUUUGUCUAUUCUUAUAUUUUUACAGUGCUGGUCAGCUUGCCACAUUUCACAAAUUGGUCUUGCUAAGUGUCUGUAAAACGUUUCAGAUUCCUGCAUCUAUAUGAAAGUAGCCAAUACAUCCUACAACUAAAUGUUGGCAUUGUUAAUACAAUUGUUUUUAUUCAUUUCUCCACCAGACCCAGUGGCAGGCACAGCUCCAACAGUUGCGUGACAUGGGCAUACGUGAUGAAGAGCUUAGCCUAAGGGCCUUACAGGCAACAGGGGGCGACAUACAAGCAGCCCUGGAGCUCAUCUUUGCUGGGGGUGCACUUUGAACUCACUGACGCUCUAACCAAUACCCUGCAACUCCAAGAAAUUCCGGUUUUAAGACCACUGACAAACUCUACAUUUCUGCUCACCAAACGGGACUGAAAUGGUUAUAUAAAACCCGUGACGCCAGUGAAGUCUUUUGACUCUAAUUUAUUUUGUGAACUUUAAAUAAAGAUUAACAAUAAACAAACACAAAAUAGAAGGACAUCUUUGUUAACAGAGACUAAUUUGUUACAUUCUGUAAGAACAUAUAAAAAAAUAAACUCCUUUUCAAAAAAAUUACAUUUGGAAUCUCAACAAUCAUUCUUUGUAAAAUGUCUAAAUGUCUUGCAGAGUUAUUACUUAUCGCUGACUUUUAGAAUAGAAGGAUAGCCAAACUGAGGAGCCAAAUCAGCGGAUUUGGGCAGUUUAUCUACCUUGGCUAGUUUUGCAAUUUUGACAUUCCAUAUUUAAUUCAUCAAUUUAGUAUUUAGUAAAUAACCCUGUUAGAAUCGCAUAUUCAGGACAUAUUAAAUACAAACGAACAACUAAAAAUGGCACUUGUUCAAAUGGAUUUUUAAAAUAAUUUUUUUUAUUUUUUUAUAUAAAGCUGUAUACCCAGGUUAACUGUUUACCCCAUGAGAUAAACCCACAUUUGUGGUGUAUAUUCACUCAAUUUGAUAAGGGUGGAGAAAGAAUUAGAGGUUUGUGUUUUUAGUCUAAAAAAAGCCCAGGAUUUGUUACUAUUGUUUGUACUCGCUGUUUUAUUACUAAUUAAUAAGUCUGUUGUUUCGGACUA
Messenger RNA from Pelobates cultripes (western spadefoot toad), 18868 nucleotides. NCBI's taxonomy places the organism in Eukaryota, Metazoa, Chordata, Amphibia, Anura, Pelobatidae. The record is from the annotation of a GenBank genome assembly.